AUGAAGGUAACAUCAUUCGUCAUAUAUUCCAUAAUAUUAUUAGCAUCGAUAGUUAAAUCACAAAAAGCAUGUAAUGGCUAUGUUGAAUUUUGUGAUAGAUUAUAUUCCGACAUAGCUUACGUGACGACACACAAUUCAUAUGCAGCUGGGAAACAAGCGUCGGCAAAUCAAAAUUUUAACGUUUCAAUACAACUUAAAGAUGGUGUUAGAGGGCUUAUGUUGAAUUCCGUUUUUCCUGAUGACAAUCCAAAAGAGUUGCACUUAUGUCAUGGUUCAUGUAAUUUAUUUGAUGCGGGUCCCGCAGUGAAUACCUUAACAACAAUUGCCGAAUGGUUAAAUGAGAAUCCAAAUGAGGUUGUCACAAUUAUAUGGGAAAAUAAUGCUAACGUGCCUACAUCCGUUUUUAAUGAUGUUUAUAUGCAAUCCGGCUUAGAUAAAUUUGGACAUGUUCAAGAAGAUGGUAAUUGGCCUAGUUUAGCUAAAAUGAUUGAUAAUGAUAAAAGACUGGUAAAUUUCAUCAAUCCUUCUUCUGAUGGAACCAUUCCAUGGUUAAUGAAAGAAUUUGAUUAUGUAUUUGAGACCCCAUUCGAGAAUACCAAUCCAAAUGCAUGGCAAUGUACAAUUGAUAGACCGAAAGGCACACAACUUCCAUUGUACGUACUAAAUCAUUUCUUGUAUAGUAGCUUAUUACCUCCAUUUUCAUCGGGUGGUGAACAAAUUGAAUUACCUCAACCUGGUCUGGCAAAUGUAACGAAUUCUGCUAGUUUGGCUGGUCACGCUCAACAAUGUCAACAAACUUUUAACAGAAUUCCGAAUUUCGUUGCUGUAGACUUUUAUGAUCAGGGUGGUAAUGAUGGUCAAAAUGUUUUUUCGAUCGUUGCCGAGUUAAAUCGUGUUAAAUAUUCUCAAAAUAUUAAGAACGCUGCUCAACCUAGUGGUAGCUUAAGUAAUGUUGAUGCCUUUAUUGGUUUAGCUAGCAUUGGUACUUUAGCUAUGUUCGUAUUGUAA
This is a messenger RNA of Funneliformis caledonium, 1008 nucleotides long. NCBI's taxonomy places the organism in Eukaryota, Fungi, Glomeromycota, Glomeromycetes, Glomerales, Glomeraceae. The record is from the annotation of a GenBank genome assembly.